GCAUCAUGAAUGCAGCGAAGAGGGAGAGGAGCAAAGGCGCCCAGCAACUGGACUGCCUUACCAAGGAGAUCAGUGGUCCACUGGGUCGCUACGUGCGGCUCUUCCCCCGUCGCUCCCACCUGCACCCUUCGAGCGCUCCCUGGUGGAGCUAACCCUUGGAGAGGGCGUGUACGAGGAGGUGCUCUCUCGGGUGGACGCCCUGCGCAAGAGGGUGCUGGACGUGGGCAAGAACGCUGCCAGCCUCGUCAACAAGACGAGCACAGUGAAGGAGGCGGAGCAGGCCACAGCACAGGGCAUGGCACAGGUGGAGGAGCUGUACACGCGCAACAGCCAUGUGGUGGAGCGACUCAAAGACAUCACCAAGAGGCUCCGAGCCAUACCGGUGGUUCGGCCGGACCUGCCCACGCUGUGUCUGGUGGGGGCGCCCAACGUGGGCAAGUCGUCCCUCGUGCGCGCCAUCUCCUCUGGCAAGCCCGAGGUGUGCAACUACCCAUUCACCACGCGGGGCAUCAGCAUGGGUCACUUCUAUGUGGAUGGCCAGAAGCACCAGGUCACAGACACACCAGGCCUGCUCUCCCGCCCUGAUGAGCAGCGCAACAGUAUUGAGCUGCUGACCAUAGCAGCCAUCACCCAUCUGCCCACCGCCGUGCUCUUUGUUCAUGACCCCUCCGAGGAGUGCGGUGUGAGCCGGUUGAAGCAGUAUCAACUGUACAGUGAGAUAAAGACAAGGUUUGCCGACCGCGUGUGGAUCGAUGUGAUAUCCAAGUGCGACCUGCCUGCUGCUGCUCCCACGGAGGAGCCACCAGAUAGCCUCCCAGAAGACCAUGCCAAGAUUUUGUCAGAGGGGCUUUUAGAGGGGGCGAGUCAGGAUAGCAGGAGUGAGGGCGAGGAGGGUAUGGGCUCUUGUGGAGAGGCAGGUGGGAGCAACGAUGGGCAGCAGCAGUCGCAGCAAGGAGGAGGGGUUAGCGGCACCGAGGGCAGACAGACAGGUGGCAGCAGCAGCAGUUGUGAUCCGGACAGCAGGGACACUGCUGCGGUGCUGCUGGGCGGAGCUGAGGCAGGGGGGGAAGCACUCGGGGAGGAGACCGCAGCAGUAGACGUCCCAGCAACUGGCAUGGCAAGCGUUGCGGCAUGGGAGGAGUACAAGGCUCACGGUGGGCCUGCUGGCGCUCUGAGAGUGUCAACCGUGGCGGGUGUUGGUGUGGAGGAGUUGGUGCAUGCCAUACAGGCCAUGCUGUGUGCGCCCUCCCUUGCAUCUGCUGAGCCAUUCCCGCCUGCACCGCUCCUCACCCCGCCCACUGCCACACCCUCACAACCACUGCCACCAACUCAAGAUGCACAUGCGGAAGGUUCCAUGCUGUUUCCAGAAGAUGCUACAGGGCAAACUAUUGUUGUAUCAUUGCUUUCCAUCGCCGUCAGUAUAUAUCUCCUUAUUAACUACCAACAUCCGGAUGACUCGAACCAAGCGUAUUUUCCGAAGCUUGUCGUGGUCAUUGGUCUUACGCUUGCGCAGCUUUCAGUUCUCAUGCUUCCUGCGGACGUUUCCAACAGGCAAAGCUGCAUUAAUGGCUUUGUGAACGGAGAUUGCUCCGAGACUCUGCCCAUGAGAACUCUGUGGUACAUCCUUUGGAUUGCAAUAUGCGCCAUGGUCUUCGUCAUCAUCCCUUUCUCCAUCUUCUUGUACGAGGGAGAUGAAGAAAAAGGUACCGGAAAACGUGUAUUGCUCGCGAUCUUGUGGUGUCUUCUGUCCGUAUUUGUGUUCGGGGGGCUCCUUGGGAUUCUUUAUGGAUUCGUUGGCUACGUGGAGUAUCCUGUAAAGAGGCUGGUAUCUGCGACUAUUCCUAUAACAAACGACUUUAGCUCGCUUGGUAGUCAGGCUUCCUGUGUUUCCUUGUAUAAUACUGGUCUGGGCGCGUGUUCUUCUUAUUCUUCCCCUCAAGGAUCCAAGACCACAUGGACACUGAGGGUCUCGUUUCCAAAAUAUGUCAUUGCAUUAUUCACGAUACUGGGGUCUCUCUUAUUCUCUGUAUGUAACGAAGUCUCCUUCUCCCUCUUCAUCAGAUGCUCAUACUCACUGACGCCUGUGUUAGUACAGUUUUUUGGUGGUGUUGGCAUAGCCGUUUUGCCACUUUCAUGUAUUCUGUCCUUUCUGAGGCGUCCAAGGGCCACAAUAACCCGUUCGGAAUACAUUAAGGAAGCCACAGCAAUUGGGAAGAAAGCCAAGGAAAUACAUGAACUUGCUGUUACUCUUCAGCAGGAGGAGAGAAGUGGAGGCAAAACUUGGGCAUGGAGGCGGAAUGCAAAGAAGUUGCAGCAGGCGCUUUUCCAUUUGGAAGAGGAGGAAGCUGAGCUUCGAGAAAGAUUCCCCCAAGGAGAAGAAGCAGAGAUGUUCUGGGCUAUGACUGUACUUGUUUACAUUGGGAAACUAAUAUUUGGAGUCAUUGGGCUUGCCAUUUCUGUUGCUUGGAUUGUGCAUAUUAUCCUAUACAUGCUCAUUCAGCCGCCAGCAUCGGCUUUUCUGAACGAUUUUUUCAUAACCCUCGACCGGUGGUGGGGACUGCUUGGAACAGGGGCAUUUUCUAUUUUUUGUUUUUACCUCUUCCUGGCUGUAAUAUCAGGGGAGAUGUACCUUGGUCUCAACAUUUUGAUCCUUUCAAUUCAUCCCAUGAGGUGGAAUGCUACCCUCAUGAGCUCCUUCUUAUUUAACGUGGCCCUCAUACUUUGCUGUGCAACGAGUGCAAUACAAUUUUGUGCGAAGGCCUUUGCUGCAUAUGCACAAGAAACAGCAGUGCAGGAUAUAUUUGGUCACACGCUAGAAAAUCUUCAAGGCAUACGCUACUUAUACGUGUUCAACUUGUUCCAGUAUAUCUUCAUCGUCAUGUUUGUUGUGACAUUCAUUUACUUCUUGGCUGUGCAGUAUGGUUGA
Molecule: messenger RNA, 2926 nt
Organism: Closterium sp. Yama58-4
Lineage: Eukaryota; Viridiplantae; Streptophyta; Zygnematophyceae; Desmidiales; Closteriaceae
Source: the annotation of a GenBank genome assembly